UUCAACAGAUAACCCGUGCUGAGUGACUAGGGGAGCAGUAAACACUGAGAAGGUGCCCUGUCAUUCGGAAUUGUUACAAUUGGUAAAUAUAAUAGGAGUAGAGUAAAAAGUUUGCAUCCGCGGCAGUUUUUUUCCAGCCACGUAACGGGCCAUUGAAGCGUGAUAUUUAAACAUGGACUGUACUGUGGAUCAUUACACAGCAGGAAUGCUGCUCAGUGGUGUAGGAGAUGCUCUGGGUUACAGGAAUCAGCUGUGGGAAUACAACCAAUCCGGCCCUGCCAUCCACCAGGAACUGCAAGAGCUAGGGGGGCUGAAAAACAUCUCUGUGGAGCUUCCUGAUUGGCCAGUUAGUGAUGACACAGUGCUUCACUUGGCAACCGCUGAGGCUCUAGCAACAGGAAAAGCAGGUGAGGAGCUACUGCAUGAGGUUGCUUUCCGAUAUGUGGAGGGAAUGAAGGACAUGGAAGGGAGGAAGCCAGGACCUUCAAGUAUUCUAGGUAUUGCACAGUUGCAUCCACGCACUGAAGGGGGUUACAGGGUGCCAUACAACCCAGAAGCCACAGGUUGUGGGGCAGCUAUGAGGUCCAUGUGCAUUGGCCUUAGAUAUCCUCGUCCUGAUCAGCUGUCCUUACUGGUUGAGGUUGCUGUGGAGACUGGAAGAAUGACCCAUCCUCAUCCAACAGGUUUCCUUGGAGCUGUGUCUUCAGCCUUGUUCACCACUUAUGCAGUCCAGCGAAGACCAAUCACAACCUGGGGUGCGGGUUUAUUGGAGGAGGCUUGUCCUGUCGCAAAAACACUUGUUAAGUCUGCAGGAUAUGCUGUUACAGAAACUGAGAGAGACUGGGACUACUUUACUGGAAAAUGGAAAUGGUAAGAAGCUGG
This is a messenger RNA of Sinocyclocheilus grahami, 882 nucleotides long. RefSeq names its product ADP-ribosylarginine hydrolase (gene adprh). The transcript has 6 exons. Lineage: Eukaryota; Metazoa; Chordata; Actinopteri; Cypriniformes; Cyprinidae. The record is from RefSeq and is a predicted model, not a curated record. Bases 173 to 874 code for a protein of 233 amino acids.